This is a messenger RNA of Talpa occidentalis (Iberian mole), 4255 nucleotides long. Its product is annotated as serotransferrin-like. The record is from RefSeq and is a predicted model, not a curated record. Gene Ontology annotation, cellular component: extracellular region; early endosome; plasma membrane. NCBI's taxonomy places the organism in Eukaryota, Metazoa, Chordata, Mammalia, Eulipotyphla, Talpidae. Gene Ontology annotation, biological process: iron ion transport; antibacterial humoral response.
AGGGAACGCACAAGACUGCGCAGGACCAGCUCUAGCGCCCAGGCAUUCCGCAACAGAGCCUCCCGGCUCCCCACCACCCCACCCCCAGCUCGCGGUAGCCGUUCCUGGCACAGAGGGGGCACGCAUUAGCAAGGGGGUAAUCUUUCUUUAAUUCCCUUCCUAUCAGCACUUUUGGGCUCGAUGCCAUCCUCGGGUCUGUCCCGAAGCUCGAGCUCGGGAAAUGAGGUGAUCAGCAGGGGUGAGGAAUGAAGGGGGAGGGCCGAGGGAAGAUUGGGCAAGCCGGCUGCGCAAACACGGGAGGACAAAGAUUGCGCUGGGUUGGCCGGCUCAGGGAUAAAGGCGCGCUGUGCGCAGGAGGGCGGCGCAGAAGCUGGUCAGUCCGUGCUCGCGAGCGCACGCAGCGGACCCGGGAGGAUGAGGCUCGCCAUCCGUGCCCUGCUGGCCUGCGCGGUGCUGGGACUGUGUCUGGCUGUCCCUGAUAAAACUGUGAAAUGGUGCACCAUCUCAUCUCAUGAGGACAGUAAGUGCCAGGAGUUCAAAAAAGCCCUUCCUUCGGAUGGCCCGAGUAUCUCCUGUGAGAGGAAAACCUCUUACCUUGAGUGCAUCAAGGCCAUUGCGGCAGAAGAAGCAGAUGCGGUGACUUUGGAUGCAGGUUUGGUGUUUGAGGCAGGCCUGGCCCCCUACAACCUCAAGCCUGUAGUGGCAGAGUACUAUGGAUCAAAAGAGAAUCCACAAACCCACUAUUUCUCUGUGGCCGUGGUGAAGAAGGGCACCGACUUCAAGCUGAAUGAACUCAAAGGCAAGAAGACCUGCCACACAGGCCUUGGCAGGUCCGCAGGGUGGAACAUCCCCAUGGGCCUCCUUUAUUGGCAGUUGCCUCAGCCACAGGAAUCUCUUCUGAAAGCAGCGGCCAGUUUCUUCGGGGGCAGCUGUGUGCCCUGUGCGGAUAUGAAGCAAUUCCCCCAACUGUGUCAACUGUGUUCAGGGACUGGGUCCGAAAAGUGCGCCUGCUCUAACCACGAACCAUACUUCGGCUACUCAGGCGCCUUCAAGUGUCUGGCUGAUGGUGCUGGGGAUGUGGCCUUUGUCAAGCACUCAACGGUACUUGACAAGGCUGACAGGGACCAGUAUGAGCUGCUCUGCAGGGACAACACCCGGAAGUCCGUGGAAGACUACAAGGACUGCUACCUGGCCCAGGUCCCCUCCCAUGCUGUUGUGGCCCGGAGUGUGGGUGGCAAGGAGGACUCGAUUUGGGAACUUCUCAACUAUGCCCAGGAACAUUAUGGCAAAGGAACAGCUAAAACAUUCCAGGUCUUUGGAUCCAGUCAUGGAAAGGACCUUCUAUUUAAGGACUCUGCUCAGGGAUUUUUAAGGAUUCCCUCUAAGAUGGAUACCUGGUUGUUCCUGGGAUAUGAGUAUGUCACUGCUCUUCGGAACCUCAGGGAAGAAACACGCCCUGAUGCCACAAAAGACGAAUGCAAGAAGGUGAAGUGGUGUGCAAUUGGCCACCACGAGAGGGCCAAGUGUGAUGAAUGGAGUGUCAAUAGUGGAGGGAAAAUAGAGUGCGAAUCAUCAGAGUCCCCCGAAGACUGCAUUGCCAAGAUCUCGAAAGGAGAAGCUGAUGCCAUGAGCUUGGAUGGAGGCUACAUCUACAUAGCGGGCAUGUGUGGCCUUGUGCCUGUCCUGGCAGAGAACUACAAAACUCAAGGAGCUCAGUGUACAAACACACCAGAAAAAGGGUAUCUUGCUGUGGCCGUGGUUAAGGCAAGUGAUACUAGCACCACCUGGAACUCUCUGCAAGGCAAGAAGUCCUGCCACACGGGAGUUGAUAGAACCGCUGGCUGGAACAUACCUAUGGGCCUUCUCUAUAGUAAAAUCAACAAGUGUGAAUUUGAUGAAUUCUUCAGUCAAGGCUGCGCCCCUGGGUACAGGCGAAACUCCACUCUCUGUGAUCUGUGUAUCGGCUCUGCAACUGCUCCCGGAAGGGAGUGUCUUCCCAACAGCAAUGAGAGAUACUAUGGCUACACUGGGGCUCUCAGGUGUCUGGUUGAGAAAGGAGAUGUGGCUUUUGUGAAAAUUGAUGCUGUCCUGCAGAACAUUGAUGGAAAGAACACUGAAGACUGGGCUAAGGGUCUGACACAGAACAGUUUUCAAUUGCUGUGCCCUGAUGGUACCAGGAAACCUUUGAGUGAGGCUGAGAACUGCCACCUAGCCCGGGGUCCCAACCACGCUGUGGUUACACGGAAAGAAAAGGCAGCUUGUGUCCGCCAGAUGUUACUUGACCAACAGGCUGAGUUUGGAGUAGAUGAAUCUGACUGCUCAAACAAGUUUUGCUUGUUCCACUCGGCAACUAAGGACCUUUUGUUCAAGGAUGGCACAGUAUGUUUGGCCAAGCUUCAGGACACAGCAACAUAUGAAUCCUACUUAGGAGCAGACUAUGUCACAGCUGUGACUAACCUGAAAAAGUGCUCCACCUCACCCCUUCUCACCCCUAAGAACUACGACUCCCGUGAUGCUCCGCUAGGGACGCCUGCGCAGAACCCAGGGCCACGUUGCUUUGUGGCGCCGCGACCGUACGUGUCAGACAUGGCUUCCGCGGACUCCCGGCGAAUGGGGCAUGGCGGUGGUGUCGGGGGCACUUUCCAACCCUAUAUAGACUCCUUGAAGCAGGAGCUACAGCAGAGGGACCCGACGCUGGUGUCCGUCGUGGUGGCGCUUCUCGUGGUGUUACUGACGCUGGUGUUCUGGAAAUUCAUUCGGAGCCGAAGGAGUAGUCAAAGAGCUGUACUUCUUGUUGGCCUUUGUGAUUCCGGGAAAACACUGCUUUUUGUCAGAUUGUUAACAGGCCUUUACAGAGACACUCAGACGUCCAUUACAGACAGCUCCGCUGCAUACAAAGUCAACAAUACCAGGGGCACUAGCCUGACCUUGAUUGACCUCCCUGGCCAUGAGAGCUUGAGACUUCAAUUCUUGGAGCGGUUUAAGGCAUCGGCCAGGGCUGUGGUGUUUGUGGUGGAUAGUGCAGCAUUCCAGCGAGAGGUGAAAGAUGUGGCAGAGUUUCUUUAUCAAGUCCUCAUUGACAGUAUGAGUUUGAAGAACACACCGUCAUUCUUAAUUGCCUGCAAUAAACAAGACAUCACAAUGGCAAAAUCAGCAAAGUUAAUUCAGCAGCAGCUUGAGAAAGAGCUCAACACUUUACGAGUCACCCGUUCUGCUGCCCCCAGCACACUGGACAAUUCCAGCACUGCCCCUGCUCAACUGGGAAAGAAAGGCAAAGAAUUUGAAUUUUCACAAUUGCCCCUCAAGGUGGAGUUCCUGGAGUGUAGUGCCAAGGGCGGGAGAGGGGACGCCGGCUCAGCUGACAUCCAGGACUUGGAGAAAUGGCUGGCUAACAUCGCCUGAGGGGCAGGACCAAGGCACAUGACACGAUGUGGAUCUGUGUGACUGACAGAUUUGGAAUAUUUUAUAUAUAUAAAGGAAUAGGUAUUGCAGCCUGGAGCUGGUGAAGAAGUGGUUAAAAUAUUGUUACAAACAUUUCUUUUUUUCUAGAAACAAAUUAUUGUUGAAACCAACUUGGGAUUUUUUUUUUUUUUUUUUUUUUAUUCAGUUCUUCCUUCUUUUACACUGGUCAGUUUGGACUCGUGUGUCUUCCUUUUGUUAAAGUGUAAUGUCCCUCGAGCGUAUGCAGUCAAGGUCUCUGACAACAGACAAGCUGUGUAGAAAGGAUGUCGUGAGAAUAUGCUUAUCGUCAGAACAGUUUUCUUAGCCUCUGUUUCUAUACUUGUUUCUUUUUUCCUGGAAACAAACCUGCGUGUAUUAGGAACCAGUUGAUUUUCAGUUGCGCUGAUGUUCCCAGGCAGUGCAUCACCUAGUCCUUUGUGAAUUCUCAGAUUUGUGGGUACAAUUACAUUACAGUUUCUGGUGUCAUGAAAGGUAAAAAACAGCAAGGCUGACUUAACAGUGGGUCUGUUCUUCAUCAGCUCAGAGACUUGUCCACACUCCUGCCUCAUGGUACUUAAGAGUUUAAAAAUAGAUCAUGAACCCUUGGAGUCACUCCCAGGUGGUAAACUCCUAAGUGCUAAGUGCCCAGAUGUCAAGGGUCUAGUGUGUUCUAGUGGUUACCCUAACUGGGAAGUAUGUGGAUCCUGUAGCAGCCUUGGUGCUGGUGUGUGAAAUAAAUGCAAGCUGAAACACAUUAGACCUUGGCCCAGGUAAAGUUCUUACUCCAAAACCCAUUGCUGCUAGAGUUCUGUGU